Molecule: messenger RNA, 1272 nt
Organism: Ilex paraguariensis (yerba mate)
Lineage: Eukaryota; Viridiplantae; Streptophyta; Magnoliopsida; Aquifoliales; Aquifoliaceae
Source: the annotation of a GenBank genome assembly
AUGACGGUGGUGCCACAGGUCGCCGGACGGGAGAUCUCGAACCCGCCGUCCGACGGCAUAUCGAACAUCAGAUUCUCCAACCACAGUGAUCACCUCCUCGUUUCGUCGUGGGACAAGAGUGUACGUUUGUAUGAUGUGAGUACCAAUGUGCUGAGAGGUGAGUUCAUGCACGGUGGGCCUGUACUGGACUGUUGCUUCCAUGACGAUUCUUCUGGGUUCAGUGCUUGUGCUGACAAUACUGUAAGGAGGCUCGUUUUCAACUACGGCAGGGAGGAUGUUUUGGGAAGGCAUGAUGCACCUGUACGCUGUAUUGAAUACUCCUAUGCAACAGGGCAAGUGAUUACUGGUAGUUGGGACAAGACCCUGAAGUGUUGGGAUCCUAGAGGAGCAAACGGGCUUAUUGGGACCUACACCCAACCUGAACGUGUCUAUUCUCUGUCGCUUGUUGGCAAUCGUGUAGUGGUAGCAACUGCAGGGAGGCAUGUUAAUGUUUAUGAUUUGCGGAAUAUGUCUCAACCUGAACAACGAAGGGAAUCUUCUCUCAAAUACCAAACUAGAUGUGUGCGCUGUUACCCCUAUGGCACAGGUUAUGCUCUUAGUUCUGUGGAAGGCCGGGUUGCAAUGGAAUUUUUCGAUCUUUCCGAGGCUGGUCAAUCCAAAAAAUAUGCAUUCAAGUGUCAUCGGAGAUCUGAAGCUGGAAGGGACAUUGUCUACCCUGUUAAUGCCAUUGCAUUUCACCCGGUCUAUGGUACAUUUGCAACCGGGGGGUGCGAUGGUUAUGUCAAUGUGUGGGAUGGGAACAACAAGAAGAGGUUGUAUCAGUACUCAAAGUACCCUACAAGUGUUGCAGCCUUAUCAUUCAGCAGAGAUGGCAGAUUAUUGGCCAUUGCAUCGAGCUACACAUAUGAAGAGGGAGAUAAACCUCAUGAACCAGAUAGCAUAUUUGUUCGCAGCGUGAAUGAAGUUGAAGUGAAGCCAAAGCCGAAAGUGUACCCCAAUACUACCACAUGAACCGAGCUUGCAAAAAGCUCAGGUUGUUUUACACUAGUUUUGGACAUGUUUGUCUUUGUUAUUAGACUAAAAUUGCAUCAACUGUUGGCUGAUCUAAUAUUAUUCAAGUGCAGAUUUCCUCUUGCCCAUUACUUGAAACAACCUACUAUUUAAAGGCUCAUGGGUAGAUUACUAGUGUUGGAAGGGUAUUCUGAUAGGGGUAUUAUUUAAGAGAAUUCGAAAAUAAGUCUCGGGCAUCACAAAAUUCAAGAAUACCAUUCC